Telopea speciosissima is the source of this 568-nucleotide messenger RNA. RefSeq lists its product as uncharacterized. Gene Ontology annotation, biological process: positive regulation of stomatal complex development. NCBI's taxonomy places the organism in Eukaryota, Viridiplantae, Streptophyta, Magnoliopsida, Proteales, Proteaceae. The coding region runs from base 106 to 450 and encodes 114 amino acids. The transcript has 3 exons. The record is from RefSeq and is a predicted model, not a curated record.
CACUCUCUCUCUCUCUCUCUCUCUCUCUCUUAUAUUCUCUUCAUUGCUUGAACAUAAUUUAUUCAUCAUUUCUCAUUCCCUAUCUACUGAAAUUUCAGAGUACUAAUGGCCACUAUUAAGAUAUCCACCUACUUGGUCUUACUUAUCUUCACCUUCCUCCUCCCAUCAAUCUUUAUGCAAGGUCUUGAAACUCAUGUAAUAAUUCCUCAUCAACAGGAGGCAUCUCAUACAUCUCCAUCGCUGAAGGAAUUGCAUUUUCAGGGUGUCAGUGAAGAAGUUAACUGGAGGAAAAAGAAUUUAAGGAGAUUGAUGAUUGGAUCUACAGCUCCAAUCUGUACUUACAAUGAAUGCAGAGGGUGCAAGUACAAGUGUAGAGCUGAACAAAUACCAGUUGAUGCAAAUGAUCCUAUCAACAGUGCUUAUCACUACAAAUGUGUGUGCCACAGGUAAAUUAGUUGACUAGCUAGACUCUUUCUUGAGAUAUAUAUAAAGCAAGUAAAAUAUAGAAUAAAAUGAGAGGGUGCAUGAGAGCUUUCACUAGGGAAUUUGCAACCACCUAUACAAGAGA